This is a messenger RNA of Mugil cephalus (flathead mullet), 2677 nucleotides long. RefSeq names its product endoplasmic reticulum lectin 1 (gene erlec1). The transcript has 14 exons. Gene Ontology annotation, biological process: retrograde protein transport, ER to cytosol; endoplasmic reticulum unfolded protein response. NCBI's taxonomy places the organism in Eukaryota, Metazoa, Chordata, Actinopteri, Mugiliformes, Mugilidae. Gene Ontology annotation, cellular component: endoplasmic reticulum lumen. The record is from RefSeq and is a predicted model, not a curated record. Bases 201 to 1652 code for a protein of 483 amino acids.
UGGCAAGUAAACAGUGCACUUCCUGUGUUUGGUUCUGUAUUGACAUCCGUCUCACACACAGUCCUGUCCUAAGUCUGUUAACCCGGUCUUCCUCGGAGUUUGUAUCAUCUUUUAAUUCGCCUUCCAGUCAGGUUGUUGAGCUUGUUAUCUGUCCACGAGGAGCGGGCUGCAGGAGCUCCGCUGCCGGGUUUGGAGAGAAGAUGUCCGGGCUGCUGUUGGUGUUGGUCGGGGGGCUGCUGGAGGUCUGCAGUGGCGUCUCGGCAAACAGAGGGGGGUAUCCCACCUUUACGGACGAAGUCCCUUUCAAAAUCACCUGGCCAGGCGCUGAAUUCACGCUGCCAACCUCAGGUGCACUUUACAACGAAGAGGACUUUGUGAUCAUGACGACAACAGAGAAGGAGAAGUACAAAUGUCGCCUUCCUUCCCUGACUAAUGGAGACGAGGAUGAUGAUAAAGACUACAGCGGGCCCAGUCCAGGCGAACUGCUGGAGCCGCUAUUCAAACGAAGCAGCUGCUCCUACAGGAUCGAGUCUUACUGGACGUAUGAGGUGUGCCACGGAAAGCACAUAAGACAGUAUCAUGAAGAGAAGGAGACUGGGCAGAAGAUCAGCGUCCAGGAAUACUUCCUGGGAAAUAUGGCGGAGAAGACCCAGUCAACAGAGACAGAUCAAGUUGAGGAAACCGAAAAUCUCAAACCCGCAGCCGAAACGAAAGUGCCUUCUAAGAACAUCGAAGGUCAGCUGACUCCCUACUACUCGCUGGAGAUGGGGAACGGGACUCCCUGCGUGCUGAAACAGAACCAGCCUCGCUCCACGUCUGUGCUGUACGUGUGCCACCCGGAGGCCAAGCACGAGGUGUUGUCCGUGGCCGAGGUCACCACGUGUGAAUACGAGGUGGUGGUGUUGACGCCUCUGCUGUGCGCGCACCCGAAAUACAGGUUCAAGUCCUCCCCGGUGAACGCCAUCUUCUGCCAGGCCCUGGCAGGCUCCCCUUUGCGACCUCAGCGGCUCAUGCAGUUGGACAAGGAGCAGGAGGACCUGCUCAAACCGCCUUUCAGCGCCACCACCGACACCAGAGAGGAGGACGUGACGCCCGUUCGAGAGGAAGCCUUCACCUCCACUCACAAACCCAUGACCGUGGGAGGGCAGGCUCAGGUCACCGUCGGCACCACUCACAUCUCCCGCCUGACGGACGACCAGCUGAUCAAAGAGUUCCUCAGUGGCUCGUACUGUCUGCAUGGGGGGGUAGGCUGGUGGAAAUAUGAGUUCUGUUAUGGAAAGCAUGUUCAUCAGUAUCACGAGGACAAAGAACAAGGAAAGAACAUCGUGGUGGUGGGGAACUGGAACGCAGAGGAGCACAUUGACUGGGCUAAGAAGAAUGUCGCCCGAUCCUACCAGCUCAAAGAUGACGGAGUGCAGAAAGUCAAGUUGGUUUCUCAUUUUUAUGGCCACGGGGAUGUUUGUGAUUUGACAGGGAAACCCAGGCAGGUCAUUGUCAAGCUCAAAUGUAAGGAGUCUGAGUCUCCACACGCUGUCACCGUCUAUAUGCUGGAGCCUCAGACUUGUCAGUAUAUCCUUGGGGUUGAGUCUCCGGUCAUAUGCAGGAUCCUUGACACCGCCGACGAACACGGACUUCUGUCAGUCUCCAGCUGAACUGAAGAAGAUCACAUUAAAGCAGCAGCGCAUGAAGGACAAGCAGGGACGCUUAUGAAACAGAAGCCUGCUCGGAGGAACAGAUGAGACCCCCGUGACACUAGCGCUACAAACCAAAAACUGUGGUUAAACUUGAACCUGAGGCUGGACUUCACGUAUCCCCGGAGCGUAGCCCUGACAGACUAAAUGCAAACGGUGAAACGGGGCUGGAGCCUCUCUCUCCACAAGGCAGUGGAAUUAUUGCCUGAACUUCAUAUCUAUGCUUCUCUGUGUGUUGAAUAAUUGCAAGGGAAGGAGUGGUAAAUCAGGGGAUCUGGAAUCGUCAGGGGAAUCAACAAUGUUCAUGAUCGUUUUAAUGUCUGUAUUUGUGUGCGUGUGAUAUGAGUUUAUUUAGCUGUUUGGCCGUGGCACUUUGUACUUGUAGAUAUGAAAAGAAAAUAAUUGUGAGAAUGUUCUGCACCAGGGCGAAUGUGUGCCGUGUUAAUUUACAGGAUGAGUGAGUGUAACUUAUGCAUUAGACGGUGCUGUGGAAUAACAACGAGAGAGUGUUUGAUGCAAAUUUCUUUUUAGUUUGUAGGAUGUGCCGAAUGUCUGUGGGCGUGUUCUGUGGUUUUAUGAGGAUGAACACUGGGAUCCUGAUCACUUCACUGGGGUAAAAAAAAAAAAAAACAAUGCAUUUGCAGCAAAGAAUAAAACAUAUGAAACCUCAUUUGUAGUUUUGCAUUAGCAUUCAGGUGGACAAAGUUGACUUGUCAGAGUUAUAAGGACACCGUAACAGCAAACGUCUCUGCUUAGGGAUGUCAUACUAGUUGUCAUCACUUUUAACAAUAUAGAAAUGUCUUAAUUAAGUGACCUUAAUCUGAACAGAGAUGAGUUUGUCUCCUGCAUUUGUCGUCUUAAAUGUUAUGGCCACAAGAGGGUGCUGAUGCUGUGUGUUUGUAUUGCAUAAGCUCCACUCAUUCAACCCCUUGUCUUAAGUAAGAAACCAGUUCAUAUAAUAAUAAAAAAAGAUCUGCAACCUCUUA